CUCCCUCAACCUCCCCCCGCACCAAAAACCCGCGCCCAAAUCCCACAACCGCGCCCCCAGAUCCGCCCCGCCAUCCCGCAUGGCGCACCCGGCCGCGGACCGCCGCCUGCGCUCCUCCCCGGCGUCCUCCGCGUCGCGCUGCGACCACAACCGCUUCCUCCGCCCCGGCGCGCUCGCCAGGCUCCGCGACUCCAAGAUCGUAGCCCGCUCCCUUCGCUCCGCCGCCUCCGCGCGCCUCCUCCCGCCCUCCCCCUCCUCGCCCGCUCCCUUGUCACCCGCGCACGCUGCGGAGACCGGCGUGCCGCACUUCUUCGGGGCCGCGCGGGGCGGCAUGCGGUACCCGCUCCGGAAGAAGCUCGCCGCCGCCCGGGGCGUCGUGUUCCUGCCCCCGCCGCCCGUGUCGCCGGGCGCCCUGGAGGCCUUCCUCGGCGCUUUCGCCGCCGCGCCGUCCGAGCUCCUCGCCGCGCACUGAUAGGCCGGCCGGCCGGCCGGUAGACUCCUGUGCCACUGCCGCUGUGGGGAUGCGUUCGCAGCGGCGCAGUCGGAGCUGGAGGAUGCCGCGUGCCGAAGACCAACUGCUGUGCCGCUCAGCUGCUGUCUAGGCUUCGUUAGAUCUGUGUAGAUGCUUCUUUCUUUUAGGAACUGCAACUUUUUCAGAUGUUGGAAGUGCAACCUUGGGAGUACUAGUAGAAAAUAUCUGUGUAAUCUUUUAUGUAAAAAAAACAAAGGAAUCUGUGGUCUUGAUCUCGAA
Molecule: messenger RNA, 751 nt
Organism: Aegilops tauschii subsp. strangulata
Lineage: Eukaryota; Viridiplantae; Streptophyta; Magnoliopsida; Poales; Poaceae
Source: RefSeq, a predicted model, not a curated record